Molecule: messenger RNA, 7656 nt
Organism: Phaethon lepturus (White-tailed tropicbird)
Lineage: Eukaryota; Metazoa; Chordata; Aves; Phaethontiformes; Phaethontidae
Product: fibrillin-2-like
Exons: 56
Coding region: 1-7656 (2551 amino acids)
Molecular function (GO): calcium ion binding
Source: RefSeq, a predicted model, not a curated record
AUGCAUCUUCUCCUCUCCCUCUCUGCAGACCAGAGGAUUGGGACAUGUUUCUCUGCGCUGAUCGGGGGCCGCUGUGCUGGGGACCUCCCUGGCCAGUACACCAAGAUGCAGUGCUGCUGUGACUCGGGGCGUUGCUGGGCCAUUGGUCAGACUCCAGAGAUGUGUCCUGUCCGGGGGUCUGAUGAGUACCGCAGGCUUUGCAUCGAAGGACUCCCAGUCGUGCCAGGGUUCCCUGGGAGCUUUCCAGGAAUUCCUGGAUUCGGGCCCAAUGGUGUUGGGCCGGGACUCAACGGACCUGGAGGCAUCGGACCAAAUGGGGCAAAUGGACAAGGCGGGAUCCCAGGUCUGCCUGGAAUGGGCCCAGGAAGUUCAAGCAUUGGAACCGCCACUUUGAAUCAGACCAUUGACAUCUGCAAGCAUUUCACUAACCUCUGCCUGAACGGACGCUGCAUCCCCACCCCGUCCAGCUACCGCUGCGAGUGCAACAUGGGGUACAAGCAGGACGUGCGGGGAGAGUGCAUUGAUGUGGAUGAGUGCUCCAGCAGCCCCUGCGUGCACGGGGACUGUGUGAACACACCUGGCUCCUACCACUGCAAGUGCCACGAGGGCUUCCAGAGCACGCCCACGAAGCAGGCUUGCAUCGAUAUUGAUGAGUGCAUCAUGAAUGGAGUGAUGUGUAGGAACGGCCGCUGUGUUAACACUGAUGGCAGCUUCCAGUGUAUCUGCAAUGCUGGCUUUGAAAUCACCCCUGAUGGCAAGAACUGUGUUGAUCAUGACGAAUGUGCCACGACCAACAUGUGCCUCAACGGGAUGUGUAUCAAUGAGGAUGGCAGCUUCAAAUGUAUCUGCAAGCCUGGUUUUGUGCUGGCUCCCAACGGGCGGUACUGUGUUGACAUCGAUGAGUGCGAGACGCCAGGAAUCUGUAUGAAUGGCUGGUGCAUUAACACAGAGGGCUCUUUCCGCUGCGAGUGCCUCGGGGGCCUGGCUAUCGGGGUGGAUGGACGAGUCUGCGUGGACACCCACAUGCGCAGUACCUGCUAUGGAGGCAUUAAAAAGGGCACGUGCGCUCGUCCCUUUCCAGGAGCAGUCACCAAGUCUGAGUGCUGCUGUGCUAACCCAGACCAUGGCUUCGGAGAGCCCUGCCAACCCUGUCCGGCCAAAAACUCUGCUGAAUUCCAGGCUCUCUGCAGCAGCGGCAUCGGAAUAACAGCUGAUGGCAGAGACAUCAAUGAAUGUGCCCUCAACCCAGACAUCUGCCCCAACGGCAUGUGUGAGAACCUGCGUGGAAGCUACCGCUGUAUCUGCAACCUGGGCUACGAGUCAGAUCCCACGGGCAAGAACUGCGUGGACGUCGAUGAAUGCACCGUCAAUCGAUUGCUGUGUGACAAUGGACUGUGCCGCAACACACCCGGCAGCUACACCUGCACCUGCCCCAAGGGCUUUGUCUUCAGGACGGAGACAGAUACCUGCGAAGAUAUCAACGAGUGCACCUCUAACCCUUGUGUGAACGGUGUCUGCAGGAACAAUGCUGGCUCCUUUGCUUGCGAGUGCUCCCCAGGCAGCAAGCUGGACCCCAGUGGCACCAUCUGCGUGGACAGCAUGAAAGGGACGUGCUGGCUGAACAUCCAGGAUGGGCGUUGCGAGGUGAACAUCAACGGGGCCACACUGAAAUCGGAGUGCUGUGCCACGCUGGGGGCAGCGUGGGGCAGCCCCUGUGAGCGCUGUGAGAUCGAUACUGCCUGCCCCCGGGGAUAUGCUAGGAUGAAGGGGGUCACGUGUGAAGAUGUGAAUGAGUGCGAGGUCUUCCCUGGCGUCUGCCCAAACGGACGCUGUGUGAACACGGCUGGCUCCUUUCGGUGCGAGUGUCCAGAAGGGCUGACCCUUGACGGCACUGCUAGGACAUGUGUGGACGUGCGUGUGGAACAGUGCUAUAUGAAAUGGGAUGAAGAUGAGUGCACGGAGCCUCUGCCAGGCAAGUACCGGAUCGACAUGUGCUGCUGUUCUGUGGGCUCAGCCUGGGGCAUCGAUUGUGAAGAGUGUCCCAAGGUCGGCUCCAGCGAGUACAAGGCCAUCUGCCCAAGGGGACCCGGCUUUGCCAACCGAGGAGACGUGCUUUCAGGAAGGCCCUUCUACAAAGAUGUGAAUGAAUGUAAGGUCUUCUCUGGCCUGUGCACUCAUGGGACCUGUCGAAACACCAUUGGAAGCUUCAGAUGUAUCUGUGGCAAUGGCUUUGCUUUGGAUGCUGAGGAAAGGAACUGCACAGACAUCGAUGAGUGCCGCAUCUCACCAGACCUGUGUGGCCAUGGCACCUGUGUCAACACGCCUGGCAGCUUCGAGUGUGAGUGCUUCGAAGGCUACGAGAGUGGCUUCAUGAUGAUGAAGAACUGCAUGGAUAUCAAUGAGUGUGAGCGGGACCCACUGCUGUGCCGAGGUGGGAUCUGCAUGAACACAGAUGGCAGCUUUGAAUGCAUCUGCCCCCCUGGACAUGAGCUGACUUCUGAAGGGAACACUUGCAUAGAUAUCAAUGAAUGCUCCCUUAGUGACAACCUGUGUCGCAACGGACGCUGUGUCAACGUCAUUGGUACCUACCAGUGCGCAUGUGAUUCGGGCUUCCAGACCACACUGGACAGGCAGGGCUGUGUCGACAUUGAUGAGUGCACCAUAACCAACGGCGGCUGUGACACGCACUGCUCCAACUCAGAGGGCAGCUACGAAUGCAGCUGCAGUGAAGGCUACGCAUUGAUGCCCGACAAGAGAUCGUGUGCAGAUAUUGAUGAAUGUGAGGAUAACCCAGACAUCUGUGAUGGUGGGCAGUGCACUAACAUCCCUGGAGAGUACCGCUGCCUCUGCUUCGAUGGUUUCAUGGCGUCCCUGGACAUGAAGACCUGUAUUGAUGUGAAUGAAUGUGAUCUCAACCCUAACAUCUGCCUGCACGGCGAGUGUGAAAACACAAAGGGCUCCUUCAUCUGUCACUGCCAGCUGGGCUACUUCGUCAAGAAGGGGACCACAGGCUGCACAGACAUUGACGAAUGUGAGAUCGGGGCUCACAACUGCGACAUGCACGCCUCCUGCAUCAACGUGCCUGGGAGCUUCAAAUGCAAGUGUCGCACGGGCUGGCUUGGAGAUGGGCUGAAGUGCAACGACCUGGACGAGUGUGCAACUGAGGAGCACAAGUGCAACCUGAAUGCCAACUGUGUCAACACACCAGGCUCCUACCGCUGUGCCUGCCGAGAAGGCUUCAACGGGGAUGGCUUCUCUUGCUCAGAUGUGGAUGAGUGUGCGGACAAUGUGAACCUGUGUGAGAAUGGACAGUGUCUCAAUGCACCUGGGGGUUACCGCUGCGAGUGUGAGAUGGGCUUCAAUCCCACAGAGGACAGCAAGGCCUGCCAGGACAUCGAUGAAUGCACCUUCCAGAAUAUCUGUGUCUUUGGGACCUGCCAGAACCUGCCUGGCAUGUUCCGCUGCGCCUGUGAUGAUGGCUAUGAACUGGACAGGAGUGGAGGCAACUGCACAGACAUUAAUGAAUGUGCAGACCCUGUGAACUGUAUCAACGGGCUGUGUGUCAACACCCCUGGCAGCUACCUGUGCAACUGCCCACAGGACUUCGAGCUGAACCCCACUGGUGUGGGCUGUGUGGAUACUCGUGUUGGGAACUGCUUCCUGGACACCCAGGAUCGAGGAGAUGGUGGAAUCUCCUGCAGCGCGGAAAUUGGAGUUGGGGUCACUCGGGCAUCCUGCUGCUGCUCGCUGGGUCGUGCAUGGGGCAACCCCUGCGAGCUUUGUCCUCCAGCCAACACCACCGAGUACAAGACCUUGUGCCCUGGAGGAGAAGGUUUCCGGCCCAACCCCAUCACUGUCAUCCUGGAAGAUAUCGACGAGUGCCAGGAGCUGCCAGGCCUCUGCCAAGGUGGCAACUGCGUGAACACUUUUGGCAGCUUCCAGUGCGAGUGUCCCCUCGGCUACUACCUCAAUGAGGACACGCGCAUCUGUGAAGAUAUUGAUGAGUGCUCUGCCCACAUUGGGAUCUGCGGCCCCGGGACAUGCUACAACACCCUUGGCAACUACACCUGCGUGUGCCCCCCUGAAUACAUGCAAGUCAAUGGAGGAAAUAACUGCAUGGACGAGCGGACGAGCGUGUGCUAUCGCAACUACAACGACACGUGUGAGAACGAGCUCUCCUUCAACAUGACCAAGAAGAUGUGCUGCUGCUCCUACAACAUUGGCAAGGCCUGGAACAAGCCAUGCGAGCCCUGCCCCACGCCGGCUAGCCCUGAGUACCAGAUCCUCUGUGGGAACCAGGCCCCCGGGUUUAUCAUCGACAUCCACACAGGAAAACCGAUCGAUAUUGAUGAGUGCAGUGAGAUCCCUGCUAUCUGCACGAAUGGUGUCUGCAUCAACCAAAUUGGCAGCUUCAGGUGCGAGUGUCCCAUUGGAUUCAGCUACAACAACAUCCUGCUCAUCUGCGAAGACAUCGACGAAUGCAGCAGUGGGGAGAACCUCUGCCAGCGCAACGCCGACUGCAUCAACAUCCCGGGCAGUUACAGGUGCGAAUGCUCAACUGGAUACAAGCUGUCGCCUAGCGGAGCCUGCGUGGGUCGCAAUGAAUGCCAGGAGAUCCCCAACGUCUGCAGCCACGGCGACUGCGUUGACACCGAGCGCAGGUACGUCCGCCUCUGCCACAACGGCUUCAAGGCCACGGGGGAGCAGACCAUGUGCAUGGAUAUUGAUGAGUGUGACCGGCAGCCCUGUGGAAACGGGACCUGCAAGAACACAGUCGGCUCCUACAACUGCCUCUGCUUCCCUGGCUUUGAGCUAACACACAAUAAUGACUGCAUGGACAUUGAUGAGUGUUCAUCCCUGGUGGGACAGGUGUGUCGGAAUGGCCAGUGCAUCAACAGCAUCGGCUCCUUCCAGUGCCUGUGCCAAGAGGGGUAUGACCGGACCCCUGAUGGGAAGAACUGUGUAGACAUCAACGAGUGCGUGAGCCUGCCUGGGACCUGCUCUCCGGGCACCUGCCAGAACCUGGAGGGCUCCUUCCGCUGUAUCUGCCCCCCUGGGUACGAGGUGCAGAACGACAACUGCAUCGAUAUCAACGAGUGUGAAGAGGAGCCCAACAUCUGCCUCUUCGGGACAUGCACCAAUACCCCUGGCAGCUUCCAGUGUGUCUGCCCUCCAGGCUUUGUGCUGUCUGAUAACGGCCGACGGUGCUUCGAUACUCGCCAGAGCUUCUGCUUCACUCGCUUCGACAACGGAAAGUGCUCUGUCCCCAAGGCCUUCAACACCACCAAGGCUCGGUGUUGCUGCAGCAAGAUGCCAGGAGAAGGCUGGGGAGACCCCUGUGAGCUGUGUCCCCAGGAAGGAAACGUUGCCUUCCAGGAGUUGUGUCCGUAUGGCCAUGGAGCCAUCCCAGGCCCAGGUGACACCCGAGAAGAUGUUAAUGAAUGCUCAGAGAACCUGGGUGUCUGCAUAAAUGGAGCCUGCAUUAACACUGACGGGUCCUUCCGCUGCGAGUGCCCCUUUGGGUACAACCUGGACUACACAGGAGUCAACUGCGUGGAUACCGAUGAGUGCUCCAUUGGCAACCCUUGUGGAAACGGCACCUGCACCAACGUGGUGGGAGGCUUCGAGUGCGCCUGUGAUGAGGGCUUUGAGCCAGGUCCCAUGAUGACGUGUGAAGAUAUCAACGAGUGCGCGCUGAAUCCCCUGCUCUGUGCCUUCCGCUGCAUCAACACCUUUGGCUCUUACGAGUGCACCUGCCCAUCUGGCUACGCCCUCCGAGAAGACAGAAGAAUGUGCAGAGAUCUGGAUGAGUGUGCAGAGGGACUGCACGACUGUGAGUCUCGAGGGAUGCUGUGCAAGAAUCUCAUUGGCACCUUCAUGUGCAUCUGCCCACCAGGAAUGCAACGCAGGCCCGAUGGAGAGGGCUGCACAGAUGAGAACGAGUGUCGCACCAAGCCUGGAAUCUGCCCCAAUGGCCGCUGCAUCAAUACGGUGGGAAGUUACCGCUGUGACUGCAAUGAAGGUUUUGAAGUCAGUCCCUCUGGCACAGAGUGUAUUGACACCCGCCAAGGAUUCUGCUUCACUGAAGUACUGCAAACCAUGUGCCAGAUGUCCUCCACCAACCGCAACCUGGUCACCAAAUCCGAGUGCUGCUGCAACAGUGGGCGCAGCUGGGGCCCCCAGUGUGAACUCUGCCCCCUUCCUGGCACUGCCCAGUACAAGAAAAUGUGUCCUCAUGGGCCAGGGUACUCCACUGACGGGAGAGACAUCGACGAGUGCAAGGUGCUGCCCAACCUCUGCAAGAAUGGACAGUGCAUCAACAGCAUCGGCUCCUUCCGCUGCCACUGCAGGCUGGGCUACACAGCAGAUAUCACGGGCACAGCCUGUGUGGAUUUGGAUGAGUGCAACCAGUCCCCUAAGCCGUGUAACUUCAUCUGCAAGAACACAGAAGGCAGCUACCAGUGCUCCUGCCCCCGCGGGUACAUUCUGCAAGAAGAUGGAAAGAUCUGCAAAGACUUGGAUGAGUGUUCCACCAAGCAGCAUAACUGCCAGUUCCUCUGUGUGAACAUUAUCGGAGGAUUCAACUGCAAAUGCCCCCCAGGCUUCACUCAGCACCACUCGUCCUGCAUUGACAAUAAUGAGUGCACAGCUCAGCCCUCUCUGUGUGGAGCCAAAGGACAGUGUCUGAACACGCCAGGCAGCUACAACUGCGAGUGCCAGAAAGGAUUCUCCCUGGACAGCUCUGGUGUCAACUGCGAAGAUGUGGAUGAGUGUGAUGGAAACCAUCGGUGCCAGCAUGGCUGCCAGAACGUGCUCGGAGGCUACCGCUGCGGCUGUCCACAGGGCUACGUGCAGCACUACCAGUGGAAUCAGUGUGUGGAUGAAAACGAGUGCUCCAGCCCUACUGCCUGCGGCUCUGCCUCCUGCUACAACACUCUGGGAAGUUUCAAGUGUGUCUGCCCAUCUGGCUUUGAUUUUGACCAAGCCUUUGGUGGGUGCCAGGAUGUGGAUGAAUGCUCAGCAGGCGGCAGCCCCUGCAGUUACGGCUGCUCCAACACAGACGGAGGCUACCUCUGCGGCUGUCCUGGUGGCUACUUCCGAGCAGGACAAGGACACUGUAUUUCUGGCUUGGGCUUUGGGAAAGGUUCCUACCUUCCUGCCCCCCAAGAAGAGGAUGAAGACAACCUGCUCUCCCCUGAAACCUGCUAUGAGUGCAAGAUAAAUGGCUACCCCAAGAGGGGUCGGCAGCGACGCAGUGUCAAUGGCACUGAGAAGCACCAGGAUCACACUGUGAACUUGGCCAGCAUGGAUGUGGAUGCUCCUCUGUCCAUGAUGCUGAACCUCUCUGACCUGGCUCACAAGGAGCACAUCCUGGAGCUCCUGCCAGCUGUGGAGCCCCUGGAGAACCGUGUGCGGUACCUAAUCUCCCACGGGAAUGAGGAUGGCUACUUCCGCAUCCACCAAAAAGAGGGGCUCAGCUACCUGCACCUCGGCCGCAAGAAAAUAAUGCCUGGCACCUACCUGCUGGAAAUCGUGAGCGUGCCCCUGUACCGCAAGAGGGAACUGCAGAAACUAGAGGCCAAGAACCACCUCAACUACUUAGCAGGGGAGCUGGGCCAAGCACUGAGGAUGAAGCUCCAGCUCCAGCUCUACUAA